Pezoporus occidentalis (night parrot) is the source of this 1683-nucleotide messenger RNA. It is a transcript of the gene EIF2B4, whose product is annotated as eukaryotic translation initiation factor 2B subunit delta. The record is from RefSeq and is a predicted model, not a curated record. Bases 69 to 1640 code for a protein of 523 amino acids. Lineage: Eukaryota; Metazoa; Chordata; Aves; Psittaciformes; Psittacidae. The transcript has 13 exons.
GCGGGGGCCGCUGACGUCACGGCAGGUCCCGCCGGCAGGGAGCGCUGCUGAGCGGCGGAGCAGGCGUCAUGGCGGAGCGGGCGGCGCGGGCCGGUGCGGGCCCCGAAGCAGCCGCGCCGGAGGGACCGCAGGCCACGGAACUCUCCCGGGAGGAGAAGCUGCAGCUGCGGAAGGAGAAGAAACAGCAGAAGAAAAAGAAAAGGAGUGAGAAGGGGCCGUUGGCUGAGACCCCGGAGCUGGGGGUGCUCUCCGAGGCAGGGCAGCCGCAGGUAGCUGCUCAUCUCACAUCCCCCCCAGCCUUGGCUGAUGGCCCCAAUGAUGGUGAGAAGCCUGCAGGGGGCAAAAGCAAAGCUGAGCUGCGGGCAGAGCGCCGGGCCAAGCAGGAGGCUGAGCGGGCCCAGAAGCAGGCCAGGAAAGCGGAGCUGAGCCAGGCAGCCACAGCAGCCAAGCCCAGGCUGACUCCGACCGAGCCCCAGUCUGUGGUAAAGCGGCUGCCGGAACACGUGCAGAUGGAUGAUCCCGCUGCCCAGAGGAAACUGGCCAAGAAGCUGGAGCGGCAGCAGGUACCUCUGAGGCAGGACUAUGGCACCAAGGUCAACCUGUUCUCCCACUUGCACCAGUACAGCCGGAAGAAGCCACUGACACAGCAGAUGAGCAUCCCCUCCACUGUAAUUCACCCAGCUGUGGUACGCCUUGGCCUCCAAUACUCCCAGGGCAUCAUCAAUGGCUCCAAUGCCCGUUGCAUCGCCCUGCUGGAAGUCUUCAAACAGCUGAUCCGAGAUUACUCAACUCCCCCCAGUGAGGAGCUGUCAAGGGACCUAGUGGCCAAGCUGAAGCCACACAUCAGCUUCCUGAACCAGUGUCGGCCCCUUUCAGCCAGCAUGGGCAAUGCCAUUAAGUUCCUUAAGAAGGAGAUUUCAUGCCUGCCCGACACCCUGCGAGAGGAAGAGGCAAAGGAGAAGCUGCAGGACACUAUUGACAAAUAUCUGCGGGAGAAGAUUCUUCUGGCAGCUGAAGCCAUUUCAAGGUCUGCCUUUGAGAAGAUAAAUGACAACGAUGUGAUCCUGGUGUAUGGAUGCUCUUCCCUCGUGAACCGCACACUGUGCGACGCCCAUGUGAAGAAGGGCCGAGCCUUCCGCGUGAUCGUUGUGGACAGCCGUCCGCGGCUGGAAGGCCGGGAGACACUGCGGCGGCUGGUGCGUAAGGGCAUUCACUGCACCUAUGUGAUGAUCAACGCCAUCUCCUAUGUGCUGCCCGAGGUAUCUAAAGUGCUGCUGGGAGCCCAUGCACUCCUGGCCAACGGCUCCGUCAUGUCCCGAGUGGGGACAUCCCAGAUAGCACUGGUCUCCAAGGCUUACAACGUGCCCGUCCUCGUGUGCUGCGAGACCUACAAGUUCUGUGAGCGAGUGCAGACGGACUCUUUUGUCUCCAAUGAGCUCGAUGACCCUGAUGAUCUGAUCGUGCUUAGGAAGGGCCAGGCCCAGCUGGGUGGCUGGGCAGAGAACAAGUCCCUGCGCCUUCUCAACCUCGUCUAUGAUGUGACGCCACCUGACCUGGUGGAUCUGGUCAUCACAGACUUGGGCAUGAUCCCCUGCACUUCGGUGCCUGUUGUCCUGCGGGUCAAGAACGUGGAUCAGUAGUAGGGGCAGCAGCACGGACACUAAUAAACCAGGCCCCACAAUA